AUCAACAAAUACGCUUGGAUUUCAAAACAGUUUAGUGACUCUCAACCUUUGCGGGCACACGUUGAUGACGGAACGUGGCAGUGACCAAAAUCACUAGCAGCUAGGCUGGUGCAAGUUUGGAAUGCGUGUGGACUGUGGAGGCUACACGAAUUGAAAACUUGGUUGAAUUGCUUUGGCAACACUGUUCCAGAAAAGAUGUAUAGAAUUGUAAUUUUCACAAUGUAGUUUUCAGUUUUGUGUUCCAUCCGAAUUGUAUUGUACAUUGGAGAUGUAAAUAAAAGUGCAGACACCCAAUAUAAUGCCACCUCAACCUUAAUGUCAUUUGUGAAAGUCCUUGAAUAUGAGUGCAGUUCGACACUACGUUGUUGAGUGUUUAUGGGCAGCAAGUUGUAGGUAGUCCUGCAGUGUUAACGGGGUUUGCUUCGAAACUGUAAUUUAAUUAUUGCUCGUCAUGGAGGAAACCAAUCAAAAUUCAUGUCAGAUAUGUAAUCGCUGUGCAGGGAAGUACAUGUGUCCGCGGUGCAAUAUUUCGUUUUGCUCUGUCCAAUGUUAUCAGUCAGAUACACAUAGUGGGUGCUCUGAAACAUUUUAUAAGGAAAGUGUUCUACGGGAACUAAAACUGGAAAACGAUGAUCCUGAAGGGCAAAGAAAAAUGCUGGAAAUACUUUCUAGGAUGCGAACGGAAGAACAGGAUGAAUUGGACUCAGAUGAUGAACGUGAUCUCAGUGAACGACUUGAAGGUGUGGACUUAGAUGAUGCUGAUUCUGUGUGGAAGUGUCUCACAGAAUGCGAGCGACAAGAAUUUGAAGCUCUUGUAAGAGAAGGCGAUAUUACAGAUGUCUUGCCACUCUGGGAACCUUGGUGGACUUACAGAAAAGAGAAAGCUCUUGUGCAGGAACUAGAUGAAGCAUGUUGUACUGAAGAGGAGUCGUACAUAAAAACUUGCCCUCCGCUAAAGACUGGCAUCCCUCAUUUUUCACAUUUAUCGAAACAUCCUCCAGCUCCUGAUGUGAAAUGGAACAUUAUAAAUGUUCUGGCAGCAUAUUGUUAUGUAGCAAGGUAUUUCAAUGGAGAUCAUAAAGAACAACCUCUCCAAGCUGCUUGUCUACUGGAACGGCUCUCUGGUGUUCUACGUGCAAACUUUAGCUACAAGUCGACAGAAAUAGCAGUUGACGCUGUAGUUCAGGAUAUUCUUUCUUGCUUUGGACAUACUGAAGAAACUAUUUAUGAUGAUGUAAUGAAAGUGCUUCGUGGACCUGAGGAAAGCAGACCUUAUUUCUAUGUACAGGCUGGCUUGAGUGAUAUCCAUCAUCUGUUUGCUCUUGCCUAUAAAAUAAAAAAAUCAGGUUCGAAGAGAAAAACUGGUGAAUUUAGCAAAUUCUUUAAGGAAUCUCUGUAUGAUGGCCAUGACAUAACAAAGGAACAACUCUUUCUUUUAAAAAAGAAAGUUGAGUAUUUUUUAGCAUGGGUGAAUGAAUAUUUAUUAAAUAAAGGACAAACUUUAGUAACGUAGUAAUUUUUGUGUUGACAUUCCAAACUUUUGUAUGGGAAAAGUAUUGUUUUCAUUUUAUAAUAAAAAUAAUAAAAAAGGAGUUGCUUACUUUUUCUGUAAUACUGAGUUACAAAGAGGCCUAGCAUUCAACUGUAAUGAUGUUUGAUCAACAAAGCUGGUUAAAUGUUGAAUAAAUCAUAGUUUCUACUUAUGCAUUCCCUCCAGAUCUACCCAAUGUUAUAUUGUAGGAAGUGUCAAUCAAAGCUGAUUAGGGCUGGAGGAGGCUGUCAUUUCAUUGCAGAUAGCUCAUCAGCAAAUGCAGGUAACAAAUUGGAGUUUCUGAGUCAGUUUAUUUACAAUGUUGCCAUAAAAGACAAAUAGUAAAUGAAUGAGUGGUCAUUUCAUGACUCAUAUUGUGCAGGUAUACUUUGUGUCAUACAGAAGAGCAGGUAUGUUGAUGUAUACAGCAAUUUGUAAAUUCUUCUUGCACAAGUGCUUUAUCUGAUAUUAUUAUUUCAUUUGUAAUUGGACAGUAAACAUUACCACACAUUUGUGGUCGUGUCAGUGUCUUACACAAUGUAUUUUGUAAAUUUCAGUAUUAUGUAUU
Messenger RNA from Schistocerca americana (American grasshopper), 2099 nucleotides. RefSeq names its product zinc finger HIT domain-containing protein 2. The transcript has 7 exons. The record is from RefSeq and is a predicted model, not a curated record. The coding region runs from base 452 to 1513 and encodes 353 amino acids. Lineage: Eukaryota; Metazoa; Arthropoda; Insecta; Orthoptera; Acrididae.